UUGCAAGUGCUUUUACACACAGUGCUGAAAAUUGAAUAUUACAUUAAAGCAAGAUAAUUUUCUUUGCGUCGUCUACUUCUAAACGUGAUACAUUUGAUACAAUUUUAAAUAUACACAAAGUGAGAGAGAAGAGGUGAUAAACGAAAAAAUAAAUUUACACAGAAAGACGAUACACAGAAAAAUAGAACAUUUAACGGAUUUUUUCUUUGGAAUUGGAAUACCAUAUCGUUGGUUUUUUUUCUUCGUCUUCUUCAACACUGACCAUCUGUGUUGCCAUUUGAUUAGAGGCACAUUCAGUUCCAAGAGCGUGUGGAGUGUGAGUGUUUGUGUGUGGGGAAAAUCUAAUAUAUUUUUUUUCGUUUCUUCGACUUCUUACUUUUGCGUGCAAAAGCGAUUACAAAUUUCACGAGACAAGAUGAAUCACAAAAUAGUCAACGGUUGGGUGCUACUUUCACUCUUAAUGAGCACAUUAGUUUAUGGAUACCCACAAUCCACACCGAGUCACACAGCCGGUCAGUAUAUACCGCAAACUGCUCAACAGCAAGCGGAAUACCAGCAAUAUCAAUAUUUGCGACAGCAACAACCUCAGCCACGUGUACAACACUACCAAGUUCAUAGUCCACCACAAUACCAACAAUUGCAACAGCAGCAGCAACAGCAACAACAGCAACAGCAAAUCCGUAAAUUUGCCGAAAAACCAAAUGCAUUGAAAAAAGUGUCGCUCGAUGACAUCGAUACCGAUAUUCAAACGAAUCAAAUCGAUGGCAACGGUGCAUUCUCAUGGACCAACAUGGUUGGAUCGUUGAUGCAAAUGUUCCUUGCCAACAAUAACCUGUUCGCUCCAACCAAAUCAUCGGAUGAUUCAGAUGGCAACGGCAUUCCAGCCUCACCAUGGACCAAUGUAAUUGCAGCUGGUUUGAAAAUCAUUACCACUCUUUUAGGAGGAGGCGGCGGUGGUGCCGAUGGUAUCGACAAAGUUGACAAUGGCAAUGUGUCACCAAUGCAGAGCAUUUUGGCUGCCGUAUUCCAAGGUGUGUUGGGCGCUAAAGAUCCAGACCAAGUGAACAUUAUGGCCAAACAAGCCGGUGAAUUCAUCAACAUUGUUGUUAAUCUUUUGGAUGCAUUGAAAACAUCAUUCUCGCACCGAUCAUUGACCGCCCGUUCAAAUGGCCGAAAAGACAGCGUUAGCGAUUUGGGUAUUGCCUCGAUUACCAUGCUCAAAGGUUAUGUAAAAACCACUGGCAACGCAUCGGAGAAGUGCAUGGAAAAGUAUAUGUGCGAAGCAAACACGGAAUGUAACAAUGACAUCGGCGGAAACAGCAUCUUCUGCCAAAUGGGAAGCUAUGCCACCAGCUUUGUAUUGGAGCGAACAACAGGCAAUGCUUUCGAAAAAUUCUAUGAAGCUGGCCGACGUGGUCGGCAAGGUGGAAACUGCCGAGAACUCUACACAGAAUGUAGCGAUAAUCAAUAAAUAUAUGGAGCAAAAACCGAACCAAUAAACGAUGCUCUAGGGGUCAGAUUUAAGAGAAUAUAAAUUAACAUAUUUAAAAACAAACACACGAAAAAAAUGAUUUAAUAACAAUUUAAUUUAUUUUGUGACAAAAAUAUAAUGACUCAAAUAUAUGCUCUGCCUGGGUGGAGUAUAAUAUUCCAUGAAAAAAAAACAAUUUCAUUUGUUGGCACGAACAAAACUUUUCAAACAU
Messenger RNA from Sitodiplosis mosellana (orange wheat blossom midge), 1703 nucleotides. RefSeq lists its product as uncharacterized. Bases 416 to 1471 code for a protein of 351 amino acids. The record is from RefSeq and is a predicted model, not a curated record. Lineage: Eukaryota; Metazoa; Arthropoda; Insecta; Diptera; Cecidomyiidae. The transcript has 5 exons.